This is a messenger RNA of Puccinia graminis f. sp. tritici CRL 75-36-700-3, 807 nucleotides long. RefSeq lists its product as uncharacterized. NCBI's taxonomy places the organism in Eukaryota, Fungi, Basidiomycota, Pucciniomycetes, Pucciniales, Pucciniaceae. The record is from RefSeq and is a predicted model, not a curated record. The transcript has 2 exons. Bases 1 to 807 code for a protein of 268 amino acids.
AUGACUGCCUAUCCGACCGCAUUCCGUUUUUUCCGUUGUACUCGCUUUCCCGGCACAAACCCCGAGGACCCACCCGACGCCUGCCGACCGGUCCCUCUGAAACACUCCCGGCCUGCCAGAAGGGUUGCUGGCGUCGGGUCCCACCCUCCGCCCGGCCCCCUUCGGCAGCCAGGAAAGACGGAAACCGGUCUUGUAGGCCUCACCAAAUCCAGGGGAGAUGGGUCGUUCAACUUCAGCUUGUGUCAUCACUCAUAUUGCCAGGCCUUGUACAGUCUCGUACCCGCCAGCCAAGAUGAGUUUGGAAUGGAAACAUGCUCUGGUCAAACCGUCAACAACAUGCGCAAUUGGACGAGGACACGUGCAUGGCCAGCGUUCCUUGCCGGCAUCUGGAUAUCAUCCGUCCUCCUACUUCAAAAGUGUUUUCUUGUCUCUCAGGACAGAGCUGUCGACGCUGUGGUUGGUCCGCUUUUUGCUGGGAAGCGCAAGCGUGGCUUUUUUAGGAGUUGCCGGCCGAAGGGUAGAGCGGCUCGGCCGGAGGUUCGUCCUUUUCUUAUCUCGGUUUGGAGUGAUCCGAUUAUCAUGAGUGGGUUCACCCAGCCGAAGUUUCGGGCACAUGGCAGCUCCGGAUUCGCUUGCUCCCUCUUUUCCUCCCUGCUGAAAUCGGUCCGGAGUUGGGCUCUGGAUGAAGAGGAUCGGAGAGCGGGUGGAAGCAAGGAGUGCAUCCAGCCAGUCAGUCAGACGAUCAAGCUAAAAGGAUGGGUCGUAUUUGGCAAGUCAUCGUAUCGCCAUUCUCUCAUCACUAUGUAG